AUGCCAAUGUCAGGCAGGCUUAAAUAUGAGACAAUAGAUUCAGAUUUCCAGACUCACAGGAACCACACAAAUUUAAAAAACAAUCUCCUAUGGAUCUUCCAGAAUCUAGAGAACAAAAUAAUCACAUUUCUGAAGAAUGAACUGAAAAGGUUUCAGAAAAUAUUACAAAAGGAAAACACACAUUACUUUGUUAAGGACUUUAAUGAGAAUAGAUGCAGUAUCAAAGAAGCAGCUCUUGAACUCACACUACACUUCCUGAGAGAGAUCAAGCAAGAUGAAGCUGCUAAUACUCUAGAAGAUGAGCUGUUAUUCAUCCAUCAACUAAAAUGUGGCCUAAAGGAGAAGUAUAAAUGUGUGUUUGAAGGAAUUGCAAAGCAAGGUGACUCCACACUUCUAAAUAACAUCUACACAGAUCUCUAUAUCACUCAGGGUUGUAGUGAACAGGUCAAUACUGAACAUGAAGUAAGACAGAUUGAAGUUACUUCCAAGCAUCAUAAUUCACAAGAGAUAAAGGUUGAAUGCAAAAAAAUGUUUGAAGCACCUGAACAAGACAAAGAGAUCAGAACUGUACUGACAAAAGGUGUUGCUGGCAUCGGAAAAUCAGUCUCUGUGCAAAAGUUUGUUCUGGAUUGGGCUGAAGGAAAAGAAAAUCAAGAUAUCAGCUUCAUAUUUCCUCUUCCAUUAAGAGAGAUGAACUUAAAGGAGAAAGAAACCCAAAGUUUGAUGAAUCUUAUAACUCAGUGUUUCACAGAGACAAAAGGACUGAACCUUACAAGAAGAAAUAAUUUCAAAGUCCUGUUCAUCCUUGAUGGAUUGGACGAAUGUCGUCUUCCUCUAAACUUUGAUGGUAAUGAGACGUGGUCUGAUGUAUCGUCACCAGUCUCUCUGGAUGUUCUCCUCACAAACCUCAUCAAGGGAAAUCUGCUUCCUUCUGCUCUCAUCUGGAUCACCACCAGACCAGCAGCUGCCAGUAAGAUUCCUCCUGACUGUAUCGACCGGGUAACAGAAAUACGAGGAUUCAAUGAUGCACAAAAGGAGGAGUACUUCAGAAAAAGAUUAAAGGAUGAGAAUCUGGCCAAAGAAAUCAUUGAUCAUGUUAAACAAUCAAAGAGUCUCUUCAUCAUGUGCCACAUCCCAGUCUUCUGCUGGAUUUCAGCCACUGUUCUCCAGAAUAUCUUGGAAGAGAAAAGAAGUAAUGAUCUGAAAAGCAAUGAGUCUGGUGAUGCCUCCAAAACACUGCAGGAAUCAAAUACUGAAGACACUCCUAAGACUCUGACACAAAUGUACACACACUUUCUCCGCUUUCAGAUCCAGCAGAGCAGACGAAAGUAUGAUGGAGAAUACAGACCAGAUGUUUCCUGGGAUAAAGAUGCUAUACUUUCACUGGGGAAACUGGCAUUUCAUCAGCUAGAUAUAAGCAAUGUAAUCUUCUAUGAAUCAGAUCUGGAAGCCUGUGGUAUUGACGUCUAUAAGGCAUCAGUGUAUUCAGGCAUGUGUACCCAGAUCUUUAAGGAGGAAACAGGGAUCAUUCUUGGUACCAUGUACUGCUUUGUUCACUUGAGCAUUCAAGAGUUUAUUGCAGCCCUUUAUGCUCAUUUGUUUAUAGACAUUAACCUGAAGAAAACGGGAAACAAAAAUGAAGCCAUGAUUGAUUUUCUCAAGACUGCAGUGGACAAAGCACUCGAGAGUGACAAUGGACACCUGGACCUUUUCCUUCGCUUCCUUCUCGGUUUGUCACUCCAGUCCAAUCGGCUACUCUUACGAGGUCUGUUGACACAGGAAGAUGGCAAUGACCAGAGCAAAAAGGAAAUAGUUCAGUACAUCAAGCAGAAAUUAGAAGCUAAUCUGUCUCCAGAGAGAUCCAUCAAUUUGUUCUACUGUCUGAAUGAACUGAAUGAUCAAACUCUGGUGAAAGAGAUUCAGACCCACUUUAACAAAGGAAGUUUCUCAUCUUCUGACCUUUCACCUGCUCAGUGGUCUGCUUUGGUCUUUGUGUUGUUGACAUCAGAGGAAGAGAUGGAGGAGUUUGAGCUUCAGAAAUUCAAGAAAUCAGAUGAGUGUCUCAUCAGACUAUCAGCAGUCAUCAAAACCUCCAAAAGAGCUUUGCUAAAUGAUUGUGGCUUAACAGACAGAAGCUGUUCAGCUCUGACUACAGUUCUUGGAUCAGAUACCAAUCUGAAAGAGCUGAACAUGAACAAUAAUAAUCUGCAGGAUUCAGGAGUGAAGCUUAUCUGCACUGGUCUGGAAAAUAUAAGGUGUAAAUUAGAGAUACUGAGACUCUCAAACUGCAGUAUCACUGAAGAAGGUUAUACAGCUCUGGCUUCAGCUCUGAGAUCAAACCCUUCACACCUGAUAGAGCUGGAUCUCACAGGAAAUGAUCCUGGACCAUCAGGAGUGAAGCAGCUCAAUGAUUUACUACUGGAUCCAAACUGUCAACUGAAGACACUGAGUCUGUGUAACUGCAGUAUUACAGAGGAAGAGUGUCUCAUCCUGACUUCAGCUCUGAAAUCAAACCCAUCACACCUGAGAGAGCUGAACCUGAGCAGGAAUAAACUAGGAGACUCUGGAGUGAAAAACCUCAGUGAUCUACUGAUGAACCCACAAUGCAAGCUGGAAAAACUAAAUCUGUGUAACUGCAGUAUUACAGAGGAAGAGUGUCUCAUCCUGACUUCAGCUCUGAAAUCAAACCCAUCACACCUGAGAGAGCUGAACCUGAGCAGGAAUAAACUAGGAGACUCUGGAGUGAAAAACCUCAGUGAUCUACUGAUGAACCCACAAUGCAAGCUGGAAAAACUAAAUCUGUGUUUAUGUAGUAUUACAAAGAAACAGUGUCUCAUCCUGACUCCAGCUUUGAAAUCAAACCCAUCACACCUGAGAGAACUGAACCUGAGCCAGAAUAAACUGGGAGACUCUGGAGUGAAAAACCUCAGUGAUCUACUGAUGAACACACAAUGCAAGCUGGAAAAACUAAAUCUGUGUUUAUGUAGUAUUACAAAGAAACAGUGUCUCAUCCUGACUCCAGCUUUGAAAUCAAACCCAUCACACCUGAGAGAACUGAACCUGAGCCAGAAUAAACUAGGAGACUCUGGAGUGAAAAACCUCAGUGAUCUACUGAUGAACACACAAUGCAAGCUGGAAAAACUAAAUCUGUGUGGAUGCAGUAUUACAGAGAAACAGUGGCUCAUCCUGACUUCAGCUCUGAAAACAAACCCAUCACACCUGAGAGAACUGGAACUCAGUGAGAAUAAAAUAGAAAACACAGGAGUGAAGCACUUAUGUGACGUACUGAAGAAUUCACACUGUAAACUGGAGAGAUUGAGGUUAAUGUACUGUUAUAUGACAGAUGAAGGUUGUUCUACUCUGACUUCAUUUCUGAAAUCAAACCCAUCACACCUGAGAGAGCUGAACCUGAGCGGGAAUAAACCAGGAGACUCUGGAGUGAAACACCUCUGUGAUCUACUGAUGAACCCACAAUGCAAACUGGAGAAACUAUGUCUGUGUGGAUGCAGUAUAUUGGAGAAGCAAUAUCUCAUCCUGACUUCAGCUCUGGAAUCAAACCCAUCACACCUGAGAGAGCUGGAACUCAGUGAGAAUGAACUAGGAGACUCUGGAGUGAAAAACCUCUGUGAUCUACUGAUGAACCCACAAUUCAAGCUGGAGAAACUAGAUCUGUGGAGAUGCAGCAUUACAGAGAAACAGUGUCUCAUCCUGACUUCAGCUCUGAAAUCAAACCCAUCACACCUGAGAGAGCUGAACCUGAGUUUGAAUAAAAUAAAAAACACAGGAGUGAAUCACUUAUGUGACGUACUGAAGAAUUCACACUGUAAACUGGAGACAUUGAGAUGA
Molecule: messenger RNA, 3846 nt
Organism: Sinocyclocheilus grahami
Lineage: Eukaryota; Metazoa; Chordata; Actinopteri; Cypriniformes; Cyprinidae
Product: NACHT, LRR and PYD domains-containing protein 3-like
Exons: 15
Coding region: 1-3846 (1281 amino acids)
Molecular function (GO): protein binding
Source: RefSeq, a predicted model, not a curated record